Messenger RNA from Solea solea (common sole), 1542 nucleotides. Its product is annotated as lysozyme g-like. Lineage: Eukaryota; Metazoa; Chordata; Actinopteri; Pleuronectiformes; Soleidae. The record is from RefSeq and is a predicted model, not a curated record. The transcript has 5 exons. Gene Ontology annotation, biological process: peptidoglycan catabolic process. Gene Ontology annotation, molecular function: lysozyme activity. The coding region runs from base 119 to 760 and encodes 213 amino acids.
ACUGGGUUGUGUGCAAAGGCAGACAAGCAAGAGACCACAUACAUCCUGUGGAUCACAGAGAGUGUCGCUGUGUAACCGUCCUGCUGUUGGUGACAGCUAAACGUGGACAAAAGAGAAAAUGGGCGGUGGACAGAGCUCCUCAUCUUCCUCCUCCUCCUCUUCACCCCCUUAUUCUACCUAUGGAAACAUCACAAGGGUGCCGGUUUACGGGGCUUCAAAGGAAACCGCGAGGCAGGACGAUCUCAGAUACCAUGGUUCAAAAGCAUCACAAACCAUGGCAGAGACUGACAGAGAAAGGAUGGAGAAGUACAGGACAAUGAUCUAUAGUGUGGCAGAGGACAAAGACAUUCAUCCAGCCCUUAUUGCUGGCAUCAUCUCCAGAGAGUCCAGGGCUGGGAAAACCCUUUCUAAAGGCUGGGGAGACUGGGACUCAAAAAGAGGAGCAUAUAACGGCUGGGGACUGAUGCAGGUUGAUGUUAAUCCAAAGGGAGGUAACCACAUUCCCAGAGGUGAAUGGGACAGUGAGGAACACCUCAGACAAGCCACUGACAUCUUGAUUUACUUUAUUGGAAGAAUCCGUAAAAAAUUUCCUAGAUGGAGCAAGGAGCACCGGCUGAAAGGAGCGAUCGCAGCCUACAAUAUGGGAGAUGGAAAUGUCCAUUCUUUUGAUGAUGUGGAUGAAAACACAACAGGGAAAGACUACUCCAAUGAUGUGCUCAGCAGGGCUCUGUGGUACAAACGCAAUGGUUUUAGCGGUUAAGUGUUUCACAAAAUAAAAAAAAAAUGAUUGUUAUUAUUCACUGUUUUGUGUGAAAUGACAAAUGUAUUUUGGGUUUGAUGUGAAGAAUGGAUGUGAAAACAAUAAUAUUCACAGUGGCCCUGUUUACUACAUCAUUUACAUAGUACCAGUGAUGCACAAUAUUCAUUCUAGUAGAUGGCUUGUAAUAUAGAGAUACAAUAUAAAGAAUUCCUAAUAUACCAACCACAAAAUUAAAGCUAUUUAACUAAAUUAACAAGUAAACAAAUACAUAGUUGAUUCAAUACUCCGAACGUGAAAGAAAUUGCUGUGUGAAGUACUCUGGAUUUGCCUUUUUUUUUUUUUUUUUAAAACAGCAGUAGUUUUGAUGUCUACAGCUGAUGUUUGAGGUCUGAGGAAAUCCAAAGCGAGUCAGCGGUACGUGCAAUGGCGUUCCUGGUGCUGCCGCAGGUCCACUUUGUGCUGGAAGCUGUACAUGCAGCGAGGGCAGCGGUGGGGCCGACAGUCCCUGUGUUUGCGGCUGUGGGUGAUGAGGUUGGAGCUCUGGCUGAAUGCCUUCCCACAUAUCUGACACACAUGGGGCUUCUCUCCUGGACAGAAAUCAUUUGAAUGCACACAGAAAUCAAACAGAUGAGUGUACAAACAGAUACAUUUUCGGUUUUUCCUUAUUUAAUUCGGUUAUGUAUGAUACUGUACAUGGCAGAAAUCCUAUUUUGUUGUCAAUGACAUAAUGAAAUAAGACUCAAAGCAAUGGGUUGUAAAACAUAAAGUUUUUUGUAAUCACA